Molecule: messenger RNA, 2160 nt
Organism: Fomitopsis serialis
Lineage: Eukaryota; Fungi; Basidiomycota; Agaricomycetes; Polyporales; Fomitopsidaceae
Exons: 3
Coding region: 133-1971 (612 amino acids)
Source: RefSeq, a predicted model, not a curated record
CCCUGGCCACGCGAAGUCCGCCACAGAGCCAAGCACAAAGCCACAGAAGCCCAGCUCUUUGCGGCGAAUUACAAGGCAUCCCGCACGCCGCAGCAGCAGCCACCGCCACUGGACACCUCAGUAUACAGGCCCAUGACUGCGCAGUUGCCGGCGUCGACCUCGGUACUGGCUUCUGCGCCGCCCCCGGGCCAGCCUACCGUUCCCGGUCCGGCAGAUCCACAAACACCAGUCAUGCUCCCGAAGUCGUCGAGCACGGCCACCGUCAAUCGCCCUCAUGAGCAAGCGUAUCCGGACCCUGCACAUCAGUACGAACCAUACACAUACCCUGCGCCGUCGGCCGAGCAUCCGUCGCAUUAUGCUGACACGUCGAAGAGGUCCCGGCACGCAAACCAGGGCGCUCAGCCGUCUGAAAGGGCCCAACAGCCUAGCUAUGGCGAUUCUGGGCAUGCUAACGCGCAUAAUGGCGGCACAGCUCCCAGUUAUCUUCACCCUGUGCAGCAGGCUAUCCGUUCCGUCGAAGGUAUCACACGACCGCCCUCUACCCGCCCUGGAGCAAAGGCGUCUUCUGCGAGCGUUCCGACUGCACAAGCACCAGUUGCAAAUACGAGGGAGUAUGAUCGAUCCUACACGCAGAAGUCGGCCGUUCCUGGUUCUAGCACCUAUGGUCAAGCAACGGGACAGCAGCCGCAAUCUACGCCGCAAUAUUCGAGCUCGGAUGUGCGCCUUCCCGGCGCUUAUCCUUCGUCACCAGCAAAUGCACCACAGCAAUACAUGCACCCUGGUGGUGGGCCUAUGCCUGGCUCUUAUGGAAUUCCAGGUGUAGCGAGGACGAAUACCUCUCAGACGGACGAGAAGACCCCUCGGGCGCGGCCAGUGGAAUUGUCAGUCCAGUAUCAGACGUCAACCUUCCCUCCUGCGCAGAACGGGGCCUCGCAUGAUUCUGCGAAGAUGGCUUCUGUACUUCCUCCUACUGCGCACUCAAUCACCGUAGCGCAAGCAACGUUCACGCCCGCUCGUCCACCUGAUGUCAAGGCACAAUGGUCGAACACUUUCCCUGGAGGCGUAUCCUCGCCACCCUCGGCACGUUACGCUGAUGCGCGGCCGACUCAAGAUGGACAUGUGAAUCAACAGGGUGCUGGAGGUCACUCCCCUGGACGCCAACCUCAGAGUUAUGUCGGUCGUUCUCCGGGCGUCGCGAGUACAGCACCGCUCGAUUCAACGCCCAGGCAAUAUUCGGCGUCUCACUUGCCUGCGCACAGAAACGGGUCGACCGAUACGAUUCAACAAAGUGGUGCUUCGAAAUACUCGCCCAGCAUUCAGCCUAACCAACAAACAUUAAACCAUCGCACUAGCGUUGGCAGCCUUCAACCUCACGCCUCCUCACGUCCGGACAUGACCCCAACUGCACGACCUGCUAACGUAUUGUCAGGAUACCCAGAACCGCCUACUCGAUACCGCUCGCCUGCUCCGAUACCAAUACCGUACCGUGCAUCAUCUACAGCUCCCAAUCCAUCGACUCCUGCGUCUCAGUCAUACAACACACAACCGUCCUCCAGACCUGCACUCCCUACUAGUCUUUCUGCGCCAGCGCAUGAGUCGUCCUAUUUGUCUCCGAGAGGGGCCUCACUCUCGAUGGCACAAUCCCAACCAGCAAACACUCGCGGAUACCAUCAGCCACCGUCCACGGACUAUAGUGCACGUACACAGGAUGCCUACAACACCUCAGGGCAGCGUCCGCCUCGCUCCGCGCCACCCUUGGCGCCGACAGUGAACACCAAGCAGCAUUAUGAUGUCUCGUCUCCUGCGAAUCCGUCGUCCGUAAUCCCGCCAUCCUCUGCACCGCCACGCUCUAGCACAUUCCCACACAGCAGACUCGUCGCCCGCAGGAGUCAGGCACCGUCCCUCCUACGCAUCACUCUCGCGCUGCCUCUGAGCCUCACUAUCCAGCGAGUGCAACCCGUCCUCCGUUGACUGUUCAAACGAACACGGCGCAUACGAAGAGUCGCUCAGCCACGCAACCUGCUCCAGCUGCCUCGGAUCAGGAUCUCUGCUCACUCCUUCGUCCUUGGCACCGUCGAUGCUACCCCGCCAGCACUCGAACGCUUCGAGCUUCCUCCCCCCAGGGUCUCGAGGCGCAGAGCAGAAGCUGGCCAAGGACAA